Messenger RNA from Vitis riparia (riverbank grape), 2094 nucleotides. Its product is annotated as serine/threonine-protein kinase AGC1-7-like. NCBI's taxonomy places the organism in Eukaryota, Viridiplantae, Streptophyta, Magnoliopsida, Vitales, Vitaceae. The record is from RefSeq and is a predicted model, not a curated record. Gene Ontology annotation, cellular component: nucleus; plasma membrane; cytoplasm. Gene Ontology annotation, biological process: protein phosphorylation. The coding region runs from base 212 to 1867 and encodes 551 amino acids. The transcript has 4 exons. Gene Ontology annotation, molecular function: protein serine/threonine kinase activity; ATP binding.
CCUCCUCCUCCUUUGAAGUUUGUCUUUUGUCGACUGAUAUUUCCUCUUCUUCUUCUUUUUUUUUUCUGUUAAAAAGAAAAAUGAUUUGGUUGGAAUGCGAUUCUGUUACGUGCCCUCCACACAUGAAUAUUGUAUGCAAGCAAGGGUUGGUUUGAUUCCCUUGGCCCCAAAAUGAAUUCCUAUUGAGGGGCAUUGCCGUGUUACCCAAUUGAUGUCUUUGAAGCCUACGAAAGGGCUUGACUCAUCUGAGAUGAGUUGCAGUUCACAAGAAGAAGCACGAUGCGAGCCCAAACAUAUGGAUCCAGUUGCCAAGAGCAGUGCCAAUUCAACCCACAGCCCCCCGCCUCAGGAAUCCAAAAAGGAGGGGGCAGUCAAAAGUAACGCCGCCAAUGCAACUGCAACUGCAACUCAUGAUUUGGCCUCUGCACAUGCACCUGUGGAUCCUGCUUCCAAAACUAAUGCAAAUUCGUCUAUGAACCCACCAUCUGCAAAGACAAAUGAAGCAAAGACUAGUUAUCUUGGCCCCAACAAUAACAGAGGGAUGAGCACUAGCACCCGUAGUGACAGCUUAGAGAGCUCUACCACACCCUUGAGACCCCACACUGGUGGUGAUGUUCGAUGGGAUGCUAUUAACUUGGCCAAUUCUAGAGACUCCCCUCUUGGGCUUAGCCAUUUUCGGCUGCUCAAGCGCCUUGGCUAUGGUGACAUUGGAAGUGUCUAUCUUGUUGAACUCAGAGGAACCACUGCCUACUUUGCAAUGAAAGUGAUGGACAAAGCAUCUCUUGCAAGUAGAAACAAGCUACUUCGGGCCCAGACAGAGAAGGAGAUUCUUGGACUCCUUGACCACCCAUUCUUGCCCACUCUGUAUUCCUACUUUGAGACUGAUAAAUUCUAUUGCUUGGUCAUGGAGUUCUGCAGUGGAGGUAAUCUACAUUCUCUGCGGCAGAAACAACCCAACAAGCAUUUUUCUGAAGAAGCUGCCCGGUUUUAUGCAUCAGAGGUAUUGCUAGCACUUGAGUAUCUGCACAUGCUAGGCAUCGUGUACAGGGAUCUGAAGCCAGAAAAUGUGCUAGUAAGAGAUGAGGGUCAUAUCAUGCUCUCUGACUUUGACCUCUCACUCCGCUGUUCUGUGAGUCCAACGCUAGUCAAGUCUUCAUCCGGGCAUUCAGGUAGCACAGUUGGUGGUGGUGGCGGAGGUAUCAGCAGCGGAGCAAUUCUGGAUGAUGAAUAUGCAGUGCAGGGGUGUAUCCAGCCUUCUACUUUUCUCCCACGCAUUCUACCAACUAAAAAAAACCGAAAAUCUAAAUCAGAUUUUGGCCUCUUUGUUGGAGGGUCCCUUCCAGAACUAAUGGCAGAGCCCACAAACGUGAGAUCAAUGUCAUUUGUGGGAACCCAUGAAUACUUGGCCCCAGAGAUCAUAAGAGGAGAGGGGCAUGGCAGUGCUGUGGACUGGUGGACAUUUGGUAUAUUCUUGUACGAGCUGUUGCAUGGAACAACUCCCUUCAAGGGCCAAGGCAAUCGUGCCACACUGUUUAAUGUUGUAGGGCAGCCAUUAAGAUUUCCAGAUACUCCAACAGUGAGUUUCAUGGCUCGUGAUCUUAUAAGAGGGCUUUUGGUGAAGGAACCGCAGAAGCGAAUUGCAUACAAAAGGGGUGCCACAGAAAUAAAACAACACCCAUUCUUUGAAGGAGUGAACUGGGCCCUAGUGAGGAGCGCCAUGCCUCCCCACAUACCCGAACCAGUAGACUUUGGGCACUUUGCUAGUAAAGAGUCGGGCCAUGCUGAGAAGAAGAAUUCAGAUACUGGGGGUGAUAAACACAAGAAUAGUCCGAAUGAUGCUUCUUAUGUUGAUUUCGAGUACUUUUAGGAAAUAGGCUCCUCCUACUUUGUAUGAUAACAACAUACAUAUUAGGAGAAAGACCAUAUCAUGUUGUAGAAAGAAUAAGAAAUGUAUGCUUGCCGAAUAUCUAUUCAACAUACGGGUUGUUGGGUUUUAUCAUUUGAUGCGUUUUACCUUCAAACAAUCCUUGUAAGAAUUUUUUGACAAAAAACACACUAAUCAAUCUUAAUUUGUUGGUUUCCUUUGUUUUGUUU